Acanthamoeba castellanii str. Neff is the source of this 480-nucleotide messenger RNA. RefSeq lists its product as uncharacterized. The transcript is spliced from 2 exons. The coding region runs from base 1 to 480 and encodes 159 amino acids. NCBI's taxonomy places the organism in Eukaryota, Discosea, Longamoebia, Acanthamoebidae. The record is from RefSeq and is a predicted model, not a curated record.
AUGCAGGGUUUCACCAUCCGCAACUGCGAGGCCGAGAACGGCGGCGGCAUGCACAUCUCCUCCACCUACACCGUGCUGCGCAACAUCAAGUUCAUCGGCAACCACGCCACGAAGAACGGCGGGUCGCUGUGGAUCAAGAGCAACGCCGUCGAGGCCUACAACAGCACCAUCAGCGCCAGCACGAGCGACAACUACGGCGGUGGCGUCUACAUAGAGUCGGCCAACCUGAAGCUCUUCGGCUCGCACGUUGAGUACAACAGCGCCGACGAGGCCGGCAACCAGCUCUACUGCCAGUCGGCCGCGGUCCAGAUCGAUCGCGAGUCGACCAUCGACCGCGCAGUGUCGGCCGAGUGCGAUCGAUGCUCCAUCACCUACAUGAACGGCGGCGGCACGCUGUCGUGCUCUCCCGCGGGCUCGCGCGUGGGCGGCUCUUCGGCCCUGCUGGCCGCCAUCCACGGCCUUGUGGCCUCGCUGUGGUGA